Molecule: messenger RNA, 1547 nt
Organism: Polyodon spathula (Mississippi paddlefish)
Lineage: Eukaryota; Metazoa; Chordata; Actinopteri; Acipenseriformes; Polyodontidae
Product: RNA-binding protein 48-like
Exons: 5
Coding region: 441-1541 (366 amino acids)
Cellular component (GO): nucleoplasm
Molecular function (GO): RNA binding
Source: RefSeq, a predicted model, not a curated record
UGAACCCUAAUCGUUCAAAAGGAAAGAAAAAUCAAUGGUUUACGAAUAAGGCAUCAGCACUUUUUUUUCGACGUAGAGUACACAUAACUUGGAUACUAUUGUAUUUGGGGUGUGAUAUAAAAUUACAUUUAAGUACCAAGCGUAGAUGGCUUUACAAAAUAAAAAAUGCUACCGCUGUAAAAUCUGUGUAUAAAAUAUAUUUUUGCAAAGGUUUUUUUUUUUUUUUUUUUUUUUUUUUAAACACCAAAUUACAUUGUACUUUGUGACGAUCCCCUAAUUUAAGCAAACAGGAAAUGUUUGUAAAGGUUAUUCGUACAACAAACCAAUCAUGCUGCAAUGGUUCUUGGAUUGGUUAGGGACACUGCCGUGGUUUUGUUGAUUGGAGGAGAAAUCUAUGCUUCCUGUGUGUGAUGAAUCUGUCUGAAUAGGUUCACGGAAACAUGGCAGCUUCCAACUGGAAAACAUUAGAAGUCUGUAAACACCACGAGCAAAAAGAUGUUUGUUUCACCAGAGCUAAAUACAGGGAAGGAAGAAGGCCCAAAGCUGUUAGGGUUUAUACCAUCAACCUGGAGUCCCGUUACCUGUUGAUUCAGGGUGUGCCAGCAGUGGGCGUCAUGAAAGAAUUGGUUCAACUUUUUGCAAUAUACGGAGCUGUUGAAGAAUACCGUGUACUAGAUGAUUAUCCUGCAGAACAGUUCACAGAAGUGUACCUCAUUAAAUUCCAGAAGCUACAGAGUGCAAGAACUGCCAAACGGAAACUGGAUGAAAGGAGCUUCUUUGGUGGAUUGCUUCACGUGUGCUAUGCUCCAGAAUUUGAAACCGUGCAGGACACUAGAGAAAAAUUACAAGACAGAAGAAAGUUCAUAGCAAGAACAACAAACAGAGAUAAGAACUUGGCUAGAACACAGCAGAAACACGAGGAACCUGGUACAUCAAAGGAAGUUAUUAAAAAUCUGCAGCAAGAGCCCACAGAAAUCGAGACAAGUAAGGUCUGUGAGGACUGGAAUACCUAUUAUGGUUACCCAAUGUUGCCUCCCCCACCUCAGGAAGAUCUACAGAGGUUUACCUCUGUGUCGGGAAAGAAUUACUUCGAGCCUACUAUACGUGACCCAUUAUUCAAGGACUUUAAUACCAGUUCCACAGGACAUGUAGCUAAUACUGGUAAACAUUGUGGAACAGAAUGCCCCCCUCCCAGUGAUGUGAGGAAAUAUCAUGGGCCAAAGGAAGCAUCUUUCACGAUGAGUAACGCUUCUGUUGCCAGAUUUAUCCCAAGGACUACGCAUUUGCAGGACAGGAGAAGAAGAAAGGAACAAGUAGCUGUAGACUCACUGAUUGGAAUUGACACAAAUGAUGCAGAAGUAUUUGUAGGUCCAAAAUUACCAGAAGAACCCAAGGUGGAUAUGGGGGAUGAUUCACUAAACGUGUCAGCCGAUUUCAUUAGAAACAGAUUAAUCAAGGUUUCUUCAGUCCCUGCAUUAAAACCAGAGACAAAGCAGACAACUGAAGAAAAACCUCCACCAAAGCAGCGCAGGAGGAUCUAACCAUGU